CCUUUCCUUUCAGCGGAGCGCGGCGGCAAGAUGGCAGUGCAAAUAUCCAAGAAGAGGAAGUUUGUCGCUGAUGGCAUCUUCAAAGCUGAACUGAAUGAGUUUCUUACUCGGGAGCUGGCUGAAGAUGGCUACUCUGGAGUUGAGGUGCGAGUUACACCAACCAGGACAGAAAUCAUUAUCUUAGCCACCAGAACACAGAAUGUUCUUGGUGAGAAGGGCCGGCGGAUUCGGGAACUGACUGCUGUAGUUCAGAAGAGGUUUGGCUUUCCAGAGGGCAGUGUAGAGUUGAAAAUAAUGGUGAUGGUAACAGGAUAUCCCUUGCUUCCUUUAAAGCUUUAUGCUGAAAAGGUGGCCACUAGAGGUCUGUGUGCCAUUGCCCAGGCAGAGUCUCUGCGUUACAAACUCCUAGGAGGGCUUGCUGUGCGGAGGGCCUGCUAUGGUGUGCUGCGGUUCAUCAUGGAGAGUGGGGCCAAAGGCUGCGAGGUUGUGGUGUCUGGGAAACUCCGAGGACAGAGGGCUAAAUCCAUGAAGUUUGUGGAUGGCCUGAUGAUCCACAGCGGAGACCCUGUUAACUACUACGUUGACACUGCUGUGCGCCACGUGUUGCUCAGACAGGGUGUGCUGGGCAUCAAGGUGAAGAUCAUGCUGCCCUGGGACCCAACUGGUAAGAUUGGCCCUAAGAAGCCCCUGCCUGACCACGUGAGCAUUGUGGAACCCAAAGAUGAGAUACUGCCCACCACCCCCAUCUCAGAACAGAAGGGUGGGAAGCCAGAGCCGCCUGCCAUGCCCCAGCCAGUCCCCACAGCAUAACAGUUUCUUACUUUUGUGCUUUAUUUGGUUUCAGGGUCUCCUUGGCAGCUGUAUUCUGGAGUCUGGAUGUUGCUCUCUAAAGACCUUUAAUAAAAUUUUGUACAAAGACACAAGGUCUGACUAGACUGUUCAGUAUUCAGACUGAGGGGCAUGUUGGCCUCUGGAGCAUUACAUAUCUUCUUGGUUUUAACCAUACUUGUGGUAUUUGCAAGGGCCAGAACAGUAAGACCCAAGCAGAGCCAACCAGAGAAAUAAUAUUUGUGUGAUAGAGAAGGCUGAUAGCAAGCAAGGCAGCACCUUGAUUCGUUGUCCUGUAGUUCAGGAUUGUAGGUUUAGAAGAGGGAUAUGUUUGAGUUUUUCCUAUGCAUAAGGCGAUCCACGUUGCACAUAGAAAGUGAAUAUAAAUGGCCAUUAUAUUUUGUGUCAUGCUGUGCUCUAAGUGUUCUUUACAUAUGUACUCGUUAAUCAACCUCUCUAAAGUGUAAAGGAAAUUUGCUUGCACCACUGAAGGCACAUAAGGCUCAGAAGUAAAUUUGCCUAAGCAGUAUAAAGCUAUCAUUAGAAUCCACAUUCCUAAGUUGUGUUCUCUUAGGGGAUCAUGGAACCAGUCAUUGGUACUACAGGCUAUUAUGUUCUGGAGAACUGUGAAGAACAUUUAAAUUGUCUCUGAUUUUAUCUAUCAAUGUUUUGAAGUAUUUUCUACCAGUGUCUGUACUUCACAAGAAAUUCGGCACUAUUUUUUCAGGCAAAACUAGUGAGGGACAGGUUGGCUUGAAAAUCAUGAGACUGUUGUUAAAUCAGAUGCUGGUUGAUCACAGAGGGGACUUCCAGGGAAAGCUGUUAUCAGGUGGCUGCUUCCUGGUGAUGCAGCCUGGCUGAUGAGAUAACCCUGGCUCCACAGAUGGCUUAGCAGGUGCUGUGAUGAUUUGGUUUUCUUCUCAAUUAGACUGAGCUGCACAUGGUGUUUAUAUUGCUUGGCACAUGGUAAGGGCUUAAUAUUUGAGGUAAUUAUGUAGGGCGUACACUGACAAGUAUCUGACCCCCCCUUCCUUUUUGACUCAUAAAUUGGUCAUCUUAACCAUUUAAGUGUACACUUCUAUAGUGACAGAGUUAGCCCUCUGUCCAAGGGAUUUGCAUCUGUGGAUUCAACCAACUUUGGGUCAAAAAUAAUCAAAAAGGAUGGUUGUGUGUGUAUUGAACAUGUAGACUUAUUUUUCUUAUUUUCAAAAUACUAUAUUUUCUUGUCACUUAUUUUCUUGUACACUGCAGUUGUAACAGCUAUGUAGCAUGUACAUUAGGUAUUAAAAGUAAUCCAGUGAAGAUUGAAA
Homo sapiens (human) is the source of this 2138-nucleotide messenger RNA. RefSeq names its product ribosomal protein S3 (gene RPS3). Lineage: Eukaryota; Metazoa; Chordata; Mammalia; Primates; Hominidae. Gene Ontology annotation, biological process: translation; positive regulation of transcription by RNA polymerase II. The coding region runs from base 31 to 810 and encodes 259 amino acids. Gene Ontology annotation, cellular component: nucleus; spindle; cytoplasm. The transcript has 7 exons. The record is from RefSeq and is marked reviewed. Gene Ontology annotation, molecular function: RNA binding; class I DNA-(apurinic or apyrimidinic site) endonuclease activity; DNA-(apurinic or apyrimidinic site) endonuclease activity.